Molecule: messenger RNA, 1671 nt
Organism: Angiostrongylus costaricensis
Lineage: Eukaryota; Metazoa; Nematoda; Chromadorea; Rhabditida; Metastrongylidae
Source: the annotation of a GenBank genome assembly
AAUGUUGCAAACAAUGCGCUUAAUCGACGUACUACUGUACAACUUCAACAAAUGGAUGUGAUGAUGAUGGGAGACGGUCCCGGUCGUCGAUUGCGGAAAAACGUCGCCAAUGUUCGCAGGCACGUCGACUAUGUCGCUACUGUCCUGAAUCAUGCUGAGUCUCGUCUAUGGCAAUAUAAGCGAUGGCAACGACCAGUUCAGCAGCCAGACGAAUUGUAUCAAAACACAGCACUUCCAGCUCGAUGUACACCGGAAACUCCUGUGGACUGUAUUCUUACAAAGUUUGUGAGGGCAGCAAUGAAUAAAGUAAAGUGCCCUGUCUACAGCUUGUGUUGGACCCCUGAAGGCAAACGUCUGAUCACGGGUGCAUCAACAGGAGAAUUCACUUUGUGGAACGGAACUGCGUUUAACUUCGAAACAAUCCUGCAGGCCCACGAUUCGGCUAUUCGUGCAAUGACAUGGUCGCAUAACGAGCAGUGGCUUGUGUCGGCUGAUCACGAGGGAUUCAUCAAAUACUGGCAGCCAAAUAUGAACAACGUCCACAUGUAUCAAGCUCAUAAAGAUGAACCAGUGCGAGGGUUGUCUUUCGCUCCAACCGAUGUGAAGUUGGCAUCAGCGUCUGAUGACGGUACUGUCCGCAUAUGGGAUUUCGCACGAUGUGUCGAAGAACGGGCCAUGCGUGGUCAUGGGUCAGAGGUAAGAUGCGUUGCUUGGCAUCCAUCUAAAGGAAUGAUUGCCACUGGCUCAAGAGAUUCGCAGCAGCCUGUUAAGUUAUGGGAUCCACGAACUGGAGACUGCUUAACGACGCUUCAAGACCACAAGAGCUCGGUCAUGGCCGUAGAUUGGAAUCGAAACGGUAAUUGGCUACUGACGGCUGGUCGCGAUCAUCUCGUUAAACUUUACGAUCUACGUUGUAUGAAGGAGAUGUAUUCAUACAAAGGACACAAAAAAGAAGUCACAUCAAUAGCGUGGCAUCCUAUCCACGAGGGACUGUUUGUAUCUGGUGGUGGAGAUGGGUCCAUUGCAUACUGGCUGGUAGAAAAUGAAAAGGAGGUAGCAUUCUUGGAGCAUGCUCAUGACCAAGCAGUUUGGGCUAUGAAGUUCCACCCAAUGGGACAUAUAUUGGCCACUGGAUCAAACGACAACAAUACCAAGUUUUGGGCGCGAAACCGACCAGGCGAUACGCAAGAAGAUAUUUUUGGCCUGGCUUCAUUUACUACUAACAUGGUUGGGGCACUGGACAAAGAGCGUGAACCGAAGAGCGCUUCUGUUCGACUUGAGGAAGAAUAUUUAGCUCCUGUUAUACCAGGAAUGGGAUUGGAUGGAGAUGUUGUGGAGAAAAUGAAUCGUGAUAUCACAUCGAAUCCCGCAUCUGCUCAUCACACGAUGUUACUCAUGCCGGAAGAUUUGAACGCUCGACAUCAGCACAAUGCAAAUAUUGGAGCGAAGAAGACAUUAAUAAAGCAACCACCUCCGAAGAAAGCUCAGCGGCAGUUCGAACGUAUGUGGAACGUGUCAAAACCUAGUGGACCUGGUGGUCAUAAACUCGAUAAAUGUUUUUCAGUUGAAGAUUUCGAUGAUGAACCGGAGGAUGAGUUUUUCCAGUCACAGCAACAGCGAUUGCUCGGGCAAGCGCCUCCUCCAAUGACCAUGUUAGCUCAGACUGGUUAG